This is a messenger RNA of Amyelois transitella, 1332 nucleotides long. RefSeq names its product carboxypeptidase B. Bases 1 to 1332 code for a protein of 443 amino acids. The record is from RefSeq and is a predicted model, not a curated record. Gene Ontology annotation, molecular function: zinc ion binding; metallocarboxypeptidase activity. The transcript is spliced from 7 exons. Gene Ontology annotation, biological process: proteolysis. Lineage: Eukaryota; Metazoa; Arthropoda; Insecta; Lepidoptera; Pyralidae.
AUGAUUAGAAUUUACAUAGUUGCAUUAUUAUUGUUUAAAAGUUGCAUAUAUAAUUGUCAUAUCGUAAGCUAUGGCAAUUAUACUCUAUACAUCACGAAACCAACGCGGUACCAUCAGUUGAAGUUUCUGCAAAAUUUGGAAACACAGAAAUAUAUGGAUGUGAUUUAUUGGAAGAAACCCGUUAAGUUGCACUAUGAAGUUCAUAUGUUGAUCAAUUCCGCCCAAACUGAAAUGUUCAUGGAACGAGCGAGGCAUUACAAUUUGAUUGUCAGAAAAAGCAUUAACGACAUUGAAAAUGCCUUCAAAAAUCAAACAGUACACAGAUAUGUCCGAUUGAGGGAGAAUUCUUUUGAUUGGAAUCACUACCAUACUCUAGAAGACAUUUAUCAAUGGCUCGCAGAUGUUGCUACUAAAUGUAAUAAAGAAUGCGAGCUUUUAACUAUUGGCAAAUCAGUAGAGGACAGAGAUAUAUACGCCAUGGUAUUUCAGAAAAACGUUAAAAGGAAGGUGAUCAUUGAAGCAGGCGUCCAUGGAAAUGAAUGGAUCGCUAUUGAAUUUGCCACAUAUUUGAUAGACCGAAUUGUAAAUAGAAAUAGUUCUGGAUUUAGCGCAAUGAAUAGUUUUAACUGGUACAUUGUACCGAUUGUAAAUCCUGAUGGUUUUGCUUACACUCAUUCAAAGGAUCGUUUAUGGAGAAAAAAUAGAAGACGAUUCGGAUCAGAGUAUGGUGUGGAUCUCAAUAGAAACUUUGACUAUAAUUUUAGAGCAUUUUCAUCAAGUAUAGACCCAAAAAACAACGAAUACUGCGGUCCAGAACCCUUUUCAGAACCCGAAACACAGGCUCUAAGAAAUUUCAUCAAACAGAACGCCAAAGGCCUCAAGUAUUAUUUUUCUUUUCAUGCCUAUGGUCAAGCUAUCAUUUUACCUUAUGCCGAUAGAGUGAAACAUAUUGAAGAUUAUACAGAAAUGGAAAAUUAUGGUAAACAAGCAAUUAUGAGGAUGUAUGAAGCGACUCAUAACAAGUAUAGUAUUGGCACCUUUUAUGAUACGAUGGGUACAAGAGUUUCAGGAGACAGUGCUAGCUGGGUGAAAAGAUCUUUGAGAGUCAAAUACGUGAUGACUUUCCUGUUGCGCGAUGACGGACAAUACGGUUAUGCUCUACCAUCAAAUCUGAUCCUGCCGACCUGCAAGGAAGCCCUCGUAGGUCUGGAGACGAUCAUGACGGCCCAAGCCAGAUACGUACCAACCAACUUGUUCAGUACUUGUUGUAGCGUGUGCGCAUUUAGAAUUUAUACUAUUUUAGUAUUGUGUUUUAUUUUGAAUAAAUUGUAA